This is a messenger RNA of Rosa rugosa (rugosa rose), 3150 nucleotides long. RefSeq lists its product as uncharacterized. The record is from RefSeq and is a predicted model, not a curated record. Bases 1 to 3150 code for a protein of 1049 amino acids. The transcript is spliced from 3 exons. Lineage: Eukaryota; Viridiplantae; Streptophyta; Magnoliopsida; Rosales; Rosaceae.
AUGGAUAGGUCAUGGGUGCAUGCUGAUAGGAGAUCUCAUGAAUAUAAGUUAGGGGUGGCAGAGUUUUGUCAGUUUGCUUUGGGAAAUGCUAGAGACCCAAACCGUAUUUGUUGUCCUUGCACAAAGUGUGGAAAUGUGAAAGAUUUUUCUGCACAAGUGAUAAAGGAUCACUUGUUUGUAAAUGGGAUUAACACAGAUUAUGUGAAAUGGACAGAACAUGGGGAGGUUGUAGUGGAGUCGGGAUCAUAUACGGAUAGUGAAAGUCUUGAAUCAGAGCCAAUUGAAUCUGACUCUGUACAGGGUAACAUGAGGGCAGAUUAUGAAGUACAAUUAGAUAGUGAUGUGGAGUUGGAAGGUGAUGAGGAUGAGGAGCUUUCGAGUGAGUGUAAUGACUUCAAGAAAUUUGUUGACGAUGCCAACAAACCCUUGUACCCUGGUUGCAAUAGGCACACCAAGAUGAAUGUGCUUGUGAGGCUUUACAACUUGAAAGCCAAGCAUGGGAUGAGUGAUUCGGCUUACUCAGACUGGUUGAUUGCCUUUGCUGAGUAUCUGCCGGAAGGAAACGAGAUACCUUCCUCUAUGUACGAAGCAAAGAAGAGUUUGAGUGCAUUAGGAAUGGAUUACACCAAAAUACAUGCCUGCCCUAAUGACUGUAUUCUGUACAGAAAACAAUAUGCCGAUGACACUAUUUGUCCUACAUGUGGUACAUCUAGGUGGAAAAUAUGCAAAAACAAGAAAGAAAGAGAGGGAGUCCCCGCAAAAGUGUUAUGGUAUUUCCCUCCUAUUCCUAGGUUCAAAAGAAUGUUUCAAUCAACUGAAACAUCAAAGGCCUUAACUUGGCAUGCCACCGAGAGAAACAAGGAUGGCUUAAUUCGCCAUCCUGUAGAUUCUGCGGCUUGGAAGUUGGUAGAUGAAAAAUGGGCAGAUUUUGGUAAUGAGCCACGAAACCUACGACUUGCAUUGUCAUCGGAUGGGUUCAAUCCCUUUAGCUCCUUAAGCAGCAAGUAUAGUUGUUGGCCCGUUAUUUUGGUAACCUAUAAUCUACCUCCAUGGUUGGUAAUGAAGAGGAAACACAUGAUGCUUACCUUAUUGAUAUCGGGCCCUAAACAACCAGGAAACGACAUCGAUGUUUACCUUGAACCAUUAAUAGAUGACUUAAAGCUGCUAUGGGAAGGGGUGAAUGGAGUUUACGAUGCCAUCAAAAAUGAAACUUUUACUCUUAGGGCUCUACUAUUCUGGACAAUCAAUGAUUUUCCAGCGUAUGGUAACCUUUCAGGGAGUAUAGUCAAAGGCUACAAUGCAUGUCCGAUUUGCCUUGAUAAAACAAAACCUACAAGGCUAGUUCACGGGGGAAAGAUGGCUUACACCAUUCAUCGGCGAUUUUUAGGAAGACACCAUCCUUACCGAAAGCUAAGGGCUGCUUUCAAUAACCAGCCAGAACAUGCAGCAGCUCCAGUGCCAUUGACUGGAGAAGAAUUGUUGAGUAGGGUGGAGGCUGAAGUUCCACAUUGGCCGUUUGGAAAAAAAAAACCUGCUUCUGCUUAUAGGGGGGCUGAGGAUGAAACUAGGCCAUGUUGGAAGAAGAAGUCGAUAUUCUUUGAGCUUGAAUAUUGGAAGUAUCUCCCUGUUAGGCACUGCCUUGAUGUCAUGCACAUUGAAAAAAAUGUGUGUGAUAGUCUAAUAGGGACGUUGUUGAACAUUCCAGGAAAAACCAAAGACGGCUUGAAAACUCGUUUGGACUUGGUGGAAAUGGGUAUAAGAUGUGGAUUGCACCCAAAUCUAGAUGGUCCGAAAAAGAAGCGCUUGCCAUUGGCAAGCUGGAACCUAACAUUAGAUGAAAAAAGAUGUAUGUGUGGAUCAUUUUAUGGCAUGAAGGUUCCUGAAAACUACUCUUCAAACAUUUCAAACCUUGUUUCAAUGGAUGAUUUGAGGCUGAUUGGACUUAAAUCCCAUGAUUGUCAUGCGUUAAUGCAACAGCUGCUCCCAAUUGCUAUCCGAGGGGUGUUGGAAAAACCGGUCAGGGUUGCAGUAAUCAGGCUUUGCCUUUUUUUUAAUGAAAUUUGCAGCAAGACUAUAGAUGUUUCAAGGCUUCCCAAAAUCCAAAGUGAUCUGGUCGAAACUUUGUGUGAGCUUGAGAAGUACUUUCCGCCAUCUUUCUUUGACAUAAUGAUUCAUUUAACAGUCCACUUGGUUAGAGAAGUUGAGCUAUGUGGACCGGUUUGCUUCCGAUGGAUGUAUCCUUUUGAAAGAUAUAUGAAGGUUUGUAAGGGCUAUGUUAGGAAUAAAACGCAUCCGGAAGGGUGCAUUGCUGAGUGUUACAUAGCUGAGGAGGCGCUUAAGUUUUUAGGUGAACUUUUCUUUGAUGAUAGGACUGUUGGCAUCCCAAAAGAAAACAUCACAGCUGACAAGCCUACCUCUGGUGCAACUGUUGAGUCUGUUUAUGGCAAAGAAUUUCAGCAAGCUCAUCUCUGCGUGCUUCAAAACACUGAAGAAUUUAGAAGCUACUUUUUGGAACACACGGAACAGUUGAAGAGGGAGUUUCCCAAGUACAAAAAGAAUAAAAAAGUGGUUGAAUCAAAGGUUGCUGAACCAGGUUGUGACGUCCCUGAGAUUGUGAGGUGGCUAGCAGAUCAACCAAGCCAUGAAGUCCCGAAGUUUAGUGGUUACCGAAUAGGGGGAGUGCAAUAUAACACUAAGUUGAGCGAUGAUCUUAGGUCGACACAAAGCAGUGGGGUUUAUUUGGUUGCUAAGACUCCUCAAGUAGCUAGUGCUAAGGAUAAAAACCUUAUUACUGAAGACAUGAGCUUCUAUGGGGUGAUUACCGAAAUAUGGGAGCUUGACUAUGGUCAUUUUAGGGUUCCUAUUUUUAAGUGUGAUUGGGUAGAGAAUGAGAAGGGUGUUAGAGAAGAUGAUCUUGGGUUCACUUUAGUUAAUUUAAAUAGGAAAGGUUAUCUAAAUGACUGUUUUGUUUUGGGAAAAAGUGUGGAGCAAAUAUUUUAUGUUGAAGACCCUGUAGAUCGUAGGUGGGCAGUUGUGGUGAGAGUCCCAAAAAGAGAUUACAUUGAUUCUGUUAAGGAGGAUGAUGUUGGGGACACCAUUCUUUCCCACCCCCCCCAUCGCAACUACAAUGCCAGCUAUUCAGUCACAUGA